CGCAACCGGAAGUCAGAGGGAAACCGUGUGAGUAUUUCGCGCCAAAUUGAAACGCAGCAGCAGUCAUUUACAGCGACGCGAGGGGAUCAGUUCGGAGGUCAUUCUAUUACCUUAUCUGCUGGCGUUUUCCUAAUCCCACAUGGAGGAGGCCAAUAAGCUGAUCGGCGCCGGGAAGAAGUUCCUGGUGAUGGGGAAGGCCGUGGAGGCGGUGAGCGCCCUGCAGGAAGCCUGCGGCAUGCUAGCUAAACAGUACGGCGACACGGCAGAUGAGUGUGGCGAAGCGUUCCUCUGGUGCGGUAAAGCUCUGUUGGAUUUGGCACGUAUGGAGAACUCUGUCCUGGGAAAUGCUCUGGAAGGAGUGCCGGAGGAAGAUGAGGAGGAAGACAAACCCAAAGACUCAAACAUUGAGAGCACGGAAAGCAUCGAUGAGGAGACCAGGGAUGAGCUCCGGGUUCAGGUGUACGACGCGAUGGCAGAAAAAAAGGACGAAGAAGAGGAGAAAGCCGGAGAAAAUCAGAGUGAAGGUGCAGAGAAGCCUGAAGGUCAACAGCCUAAAGCAGACGAGGGGGAGGAGCCAAACAAGGAUGUCAGUCAGGAAAAAACGGAAGACGGGAAGGAGGCAGACCAGGAAGCAGCUGCUGAGCGGGAGGAAGAGUCUGCUCCUAAAGACAAACCUGAGGAAGAAUCAGAAGAAGCCGUAGAAGACGAUGAAGGUGAAGAUGAGGCAGAGGAGCAGGGCGAUGGUGCUGCUGAGAAGGACAGUGAGGAUGAGGAGGUGGGGAACCUGCAGCUGGCCUGGGAGAUGCUGGAAGUCGCUAAAAGCAUUUACAAAAGAAAGGACACGAAGGAGGCCCAGCUACUGGCCGCUCAGGCGCACCUGAAACUGGGGGAAGUUUCUGCUGAAUCGGGAAACUACACACAAGCCCUGGAGGACUUCCAGGAGUGUCUGAAGCUGCAGGUGAAGCACCUGGAGGCGAACAGCCGUCUCCUCGCCGAGACCCACUACCAGCUCGGCUUGACGUACAGCCUGAACCUUCAAUACAGCCCUGCCAUUGAGGCGCUGAACAACUCCAUCUCUGUCAUCAAGAGCCGCUUGGAGAAACUCGAGGAGCUGAUGAAAACCGCUGAGGGUCCAGAAGCUUUGCCUGAUGAGAGGAAAGAGAUGGAGGAGCUGAAAGCUCUGCUGCCAGAGAUCCAGGAGAAGGUGGAGGACGCCACAGAGGGCCUGAAGCUGGUGAAAGCGGCUGUGGGGGGAGAUCAGGAUGGAGGAUCCCUUGUAAAUGGAGGGGCUUCCAGUUCAUCUGUCAAUGGCACUUUAAGCAACGGUGGGCAGACCUCUGCGGUUCCAGUGUCCAACAUCUCCCACCUGGUCAGGAAGAAGAGGAAACCAGAGGAAAGUCCAGUGAAGAAGAAUGAGGUCAAGAAGGCAAAGCAUGACCAAGACCAGGAGCCCGCCGCCACGGGAGACUCAAACGGACAUGUCGACGAGAUGGAAGUAGCAAAGUGAGACUUGGAAACGGAACCAGCGUCUGCUGCUCUGGACGGUUCAUCUGCUUCACUGUUCUGGUUUUUUUUUUUUGUGAGGUGUUUUGUAUCGUCAGGAUCUUAAAUUCUCCAAACUAAGUUCCUUCUCUUUUAAUGUAAAUAUGUAUUUCUGUGCUUGUUGGUUGUAGUGACUGUAUAGAUCAAUAAAGAUUUGUUGAAUAAAGGGAA
Molecule: messenger RNA, 1713 nt
Organism: Oryzias latipes (Japanese medaka)
Lineage: Eukaryota; Metazoa; Chordata; Actinopteri; Beloniformes; Adrianichthyidae
Product: histone-binding protein N1/N2
Biological process (GO): DNA replication-dependent chromatin assembly; CENP-A containing chromatin assembly
Cellular component (GO): nucleoplasm
Molecular function (GO): histone binding
Source: RefSeq, a predicted model, not a curated record